AUGGGCUGCUGUGUGUCUUCAGAAACAGAUCAGUUCCAUGAGAACCGUAAAAGGAGACAAUCUGCAAUGGGAGUUGGUAUGGGAGUUGCUAUGAUGAUGCAACAGGCUGGCGCAAUUGUGGGAGCACAAGCGCCUACUAUGGACCCUACAGCAUUGCAAGGGCAAAUCAGAAAAGCGAAAGCAGAAGGACGUACAGUCACUAUGGUUAAUGGAGCAUUAUAUUUCGAUUAUCAGCUUGUUGCACGAAUCCCUCCACACUUUGAUAUUCGAAUAUAA
Molecule: messenger RNA, 276 nt
Organism: Auanema sp. JU1783
Lineage: Eukaryota; Metazoa; Nematoda; Chromadorea; Rhabditida; Rhabditidae
Source: the annotation of a GenBank genome assembly